Messenger RNA from Metarhizium brunneum ARSEF 3297, 816 nucleotides. It is a transcript of the gene COX11, whose product is annotated as Cytochrome c oxidase assembly protein COX11. The record is from RefSeq and is a predicted model, not a curated record. NCBI's taxonomy places the organism in Eukaryota, Fungi, Ascomycota, Sordariomycetes, Hypocreales, Clavicipitaceae. Gene Ontology annotation, molecular function: copper ion binding. Gene Ontology annotation, cellular component: mitochondrial inner membrane.
AUGGGCAUGCUUUUUCUGCCGAAAUACUCGGACUCAGCAGUCCCAAUUGCAGUUCGGCCUGCACAGCCUUCGUCGAAACGCAUCGACGUCGAACCCACGAGGAGGAGCAGCGGCGCAACAGUCCCAGCAGGUAGCACCGUCUAUGGAGCAGAUUCGGGCUCACUACAACAGGAAAAACCAGACAGUGGCGUACGUCUACCCAUAUUUCUGCUGUCUGCGGAACAAUCGAAGCUCAUUGUUUUUCUGUCUAGCUACUACACUAUCAGCUUGAUUCUCGGCACAGUCGCCCUGUCAUACGGAUCCGUACCUCUGUACAAAAUGAUCUGCCAAACUACCGGCUGGGGCGGCCAACCGGUCCGCGCACACGGCGGCUCCUACGACGGCGACAUUUCUAACCGCCUCGUGCCCAUCACGUCCGCUAACCGAAUAAAAGUCACCUUCAAUGCCUCUGUAUCUGACGAGCUCCCCUGGAAAUUCGUUCCCCAGCAGCGCGAAGUCCGCGUCCUACCCGGAGAGACCGCUUUGGCCUUCUACAAGGCCACAAACAAAGGCGACAAGGAUAUCAUCGGCGUCGCGACGUACAGUGUUACGCCGGCGCAGUGUGCCCCCUAUUUCAGCAAGAUUCAGUGUUUUUGCUUUGAGGAGCAGAGGCUAAAUGCCGGAGAGACUGUGGAUAUGCCUGUCUUCUUCUACUUGGAUCCUGACCUGCUAAAUGACUUGAAUAUGAAGGGUGUGGAAACGGUAACACUCAAUUACACAUUCUUCAAAGCACGAUAUGACAACAAUGGGCGAUUCAAGGCUCCUGCUGUAGCUUGA